UAGACGUCAGUUCAGAUUUUGAAUAAUUUUGGUAGAUUUGGGUUUUUGCGUUUUGUAUUAUACAUAGACCCAAUUUAUUUGAAUUUUAUGGUACGUUUGUGACGCGAUACAGUCUUCAUGAAAAUUAAUUUUAGGUUUGAAAAAAACUGGUUGGCGGUGUCCUUAUUAGUUCAGUUCAUAAAACUGGGUGGCUAUCGUUCGAAUGUUCUAUGGUUUUGUUUGAGAAAGAAUAAUUUCUUCUGCUUAUCUACUCAAGAUUCAUAAUUUAUCAUUUUGUGUGCUUAAAUCCAUACAUUUCGUGUUAUAAUUUAUUACAGACUUGGUUCAGUUUUAGUUGUGAAAUUUUUUUUAUCAGUCUGUUAAUAAGAGUCUACCUAACAUCUUCGCUCUUCAGCCGAAAAAAAAUUAAUAUACCGGAGCAUUUGAAAUGACAGACAAUAGAUCAACCGUUGUGGUUACAGGAUUUGGACCUUUUGGCAUUCAUUUAAAAAAUGCCAGUUGGGAAGCUGUCAAGUUGUUGCCGAGUAUGCAUUUAGAAGAAGAAUGCAAUGUUCGAUUAAUCACUGAAGAAAUCCCGGUGACUUACGAUGAUGUUGAUACAAUCGUACCUCAGCUUUGGAACAAAUAUCAACCAUUGCUGAUGGUUCAUGCUGGUGUUUCACAUAUCGCCAAAUGUUUAACUUUGGAAUCCUGUGCUAAUAAAAGCGGCUACUGUAAAAGUGAUGCUAAAGAAUGCAUUUUGUUGAAUGGAAUUAAUUCGUUCGGCAAUGAAGAGCAUUUGAAGACAAAACUUGAUUUAAACAACAUUUCAUCAGAAGCGUCCCAAUUCUCAGUGAAUUUAUGUAUAUCUGAUGAUGCGAGCAGGUACUUGUGUGAAUACAUUUAUUACACAUCAUUGAACAUUAACACUUGUAAUACAAUUUUCGUCCAUGUACCAAUGAUUAAUGCCGAGUAUUCAGCUUCAAAAAUAGCCGAACAUCUUAAACUAAUUAUUAAAUUGGCGUUAAAACAAUUACGAGAACUGUAACCCAAAGAAAAUUAUUCCAUUCAUGAAGUGUAUCUUUUUCACUUUUCUAUUUCUUCAUUUAGUACAUUAAUUUAAUAUACUAUAUACUAGGUAUUUAUUUAGUGAAAAAAAUGAAUGUGUAGGUACUAUUGUUCUUUACUCUGCAUGUGGAAAGGUAGUAAUCAUUUUUCUCUGUGUACGUAUUACGUAUGAUAAUCUCAUUUAUUUGUUUGUUUAUUUAUUCAUUUAUUUAUUGAUUUGUCAUUCAUUUUUUAUAUUAGAAAAUCUUAUGUGUCACGUAUAUUGUAUUUUAAAAAUACAAUGAUAAUUUCAAAGACAA
Planococcus citri (citrus mealybug) is the source of this 1346-nucleotide messenger RNA. Its product is annotated as pyroglutamyl-peptidase 1. Bases 428 to 1027 code for a protein of 199 amino acids. The transcript is spliced from 3 exons. Gene Ontology annotation, molecular function: pyroglutamyl-peptidase activity. Gene Ontology annotation, cellular component: cytosol. NCBI's taxonomy places the organism in Eukaryota, Metazoa, Arthropoda, Insecta, Hemiptera, Pseudococcidae. The record is from RefSeq and is a predicted model, not a curated record. Gene Ontology annotation, biological process: proteolysis.